UGCAUUCAGAAAGUUCUGUAACUGCAGCCAUGUGACUGGGUGAUUCCUAGGAAGGAAGACGACUAUUAGCAGUUUGCUGAGUUCCUGUCUUAUGAUGGCGGAGAAGUCACAUGGAUCUGAGAACCCUCAAGGAGAUCAGGAAAAGAACAGAAGAGACAUCCUGAAAAUCACCAAGAGAGCCUGGGUUCCCCUGUAUGAGCAACUGCCUCCUGACACAGAGGAGGAAAGUCAGUCUUUUGCGGUUCCCAGGCUGGAUUUGUACAAACAAGAAAGUAUUCAGCACUGGCUGGACUCUGGAUUAUUUGUGUCUACAAAUAAAAACUGCCAUCAAGUCACUGACCACACUGCUUCUUUACAUGAACAAGGAAUGGUUCAGAUGACUGUGAAAGACUUCGUGAGAUCUCUGCAUCAGUUUUCAGAAACUCCCACCCUAUCCAGAGGGACCAGUUUCAACUCUUGCCAUUCUGCUACAAGUAUACCACAAAGCAUUCCUGAAUUGCUGGAAUUUUGGGAAAAAGAUCCAGUGGAGAUUCUCUUGGAUCUGGGAUUUGGUGCCGAUGAGCCAGACAUCUGUACACAAAUCCCAGCCAGGUUCCUGCAUUGUAGCUCAGCAGCCAGAGGAAUCAAUAUCCGUGUUUUUCUCGAGGCUCAGAAGCAGCGAAUGGACAUUGAGAAUCCUAACUUGUACGGUCGUUUCCAACAGCUUCGGAUCCUGGACCAUGUGGCCAAUGCAUUCUCAUCUUUGUUGAACGAUGUUAAUGACCUACAGAAUGAAACAGAAGAUAAAUAUGGACAAAAGAGUGUGCAAAAGACUUCAGUGAAUCGGGCAAAAGAGCAUCAAAGAAGAAUGAAUAAACAUUACAGGAGGUCUUAUGAGCAGAGCAUCAGGAGGGGGUGUAAUAUAGAAACAUCAGAAGCAUCAGAUGUAAGGGAGAGAUUUUCCCUCACCUCUGCAGAGCCAGCCGAGUGUGGAGUGAGCUUAGCAGCAACAGCAAACCACUGUGACCAAAGGAAUUUGUCUUUUUCAGUGGAGUCUCUGUUCCUCCAAGUCCAUGAUGACUCUGAUCUUUGUCAUAUUCCUUGUGCUCUUCCAAGCAAGCAGAGGCAUCACCCAUCCAUGUCAGCCAAACAGACCUCCCCUUCCUGUGUGUCUGAGAGAUUCAUAAAGGACAGAAACCAGAAGGAAAACUCAGUUCAUGCCAACAAGCUCAAGAAUCUAUUUUGUCGUGCACGCAAUGCACCAGAUUCCUUUGAAAUGGAAGAGGUCCUGAGCUUUGAAGAUGAGAACAGUAACCCUCUUGAUAUGAAUUCAGGAACUGCAGGUGUCAUGAUGAACAGAGCAAACAGUUGCCAGUCUGACAGCAGCGGCUUCCUUGAGGAACCACUGGAACCAUCAGCUCUGCAGUUUCUUCUGCAGAUGCCACUUUUGCCAAGCAGUCAAAGUUCUGCUGAGAAUGGAUGCAUUAUGUCAGAGGACAAGAGCCACAGCUUGCAGUCUUUCCAGGACUUCCAUCAAGAAUCUGAUGAAUCUGAUUCCAAGAGUAUGGCGAGCACAUCUUUUUCAAGUCAAGACUGGAGUAUCUUGGAAGAAAAGAUCUCUUUACCUGUGGUGGAGAAACAGUCUCAGUUUGAGGACAUGAGGGAGCCACCAGAGCACUGGGCACCAGGAAUGGCUCCAGACGAGACCUGCACAGAGGUAGAAUGUCGAAGGACAGACCACCACCUGCAGCAUCCUAUACCAAUGCCCUGGAAAGAAAAUGAUGUGGACAUAAGCACAGUUACUUCCAAGUGGGAAUGUGCCCCAGGAGUAUUGGUGUCCCACAGCACAGAAGUGAAUGAUCGGUCUCCAAGAUCCAAAGGAGCUGGAGAAGUAUAUGUGCAAAGCUACCACCAUGAGCCUCAAAGAUCACCUGAGAUUGACUAUCUUCAAGACAAAUGUUUAUGCAUCAACUGUGCAAUACUAGAAAAAGCAGAAAGCAGUCAGUUUUGUCCUGACAUUCACAGUGACUCACUUCCAAGAAAAAGUCUGCCAUCAAAUGGCCCUGAGUCCAAAGAAGCCACAUCUCAUCCAGUUGAGUUUGUUUUAACAUCUGAAAAGUCCAUUCCCCAACUUGGUGAAUUGGCUGGAGAUACACCCCAAAGGAAGCCACGGUGUCUAGCUUUGGGUCAAACACCCCCUGGACCAGAAUCAGAGAUGAAAAGUUCUCCUUCAAAUGCUGACUCCAACACCAACAGCUCUAAGUCUUUAUCAAUCCAGUUGUCCUCCAAUAAGCCAUCAGCAAUUCAGAAGACAGUGGAGUUGCGUACUGAUUCUAGAGGAGCAACUUUAGAAUGCACUCUGUGCAACCAUGUCAUCACAGUAGAACCAGUAGCAAGACAAUUCAAUGAUGUUUCUGUUCAGACUGAUCAAUGUGAACCCAGCCUCUGGCAUUGCUAUUCAGCGUUAAGUAACAAGGCCUUGAUAUGUGCUGCCCAGCCCCUCACCAAAUCUCUCUCUCUAGACACAGGCUUACCAACUGUCCGCCCAGUGAGUAUCUGCUGUGCUGUACCUGCUCACUGCCACUGCAUCUGUUGUCAUCACCAUCCUUACUGCCACCCCCAGAGACAAAGCCCCGCCCCAGUGCCUUCAGCCUGCAAGCAUUGCCCUUGCUCACACAAUCAUCAUACUGAAGCCCAGUUCCUGAAGACCUUGAAAGCUCUGCAAGAAACUACAGUGAGAGAGCUGUGCUCUUGCACGGUCCAGGAGAUGGAGGCUAUGAAGAUGGUGUGCCAGAGUUUCCGAGAGCAUCUAGAGGAAGUUGAAAAGCACCAUACAAGACAACAGGCCCUCUUUUCUAAAGACAUGACAGAAGAGGAAAGGGAGGAGGCGGAGGAAUUGCAAACUUUACGGGAGGCCUUGUGGCAGCAGAUGAAAGAACUAGAAUUUCAAUUAGGAGACCGGGCUCAGCAAAUCAGAGAAGAGAUUCUAUUGCAGCUUGAGCUACUCACUGGAAAAUCUGAACAAAAUACCAAUCUCCAUCAAUUUAACUGGACUGAAGAAAAGACCAGCCUGACUCCUUGUGCUAAAAUUCAUGGAUCCAUGAACCCCACAACUGACUUUUCUUCAAAUGCUGGCCAACAGGCUACUUGUUCAGAGGACAGCCAUAUUGCUGCCUUUUCUCCAUUUUCCUCAGAGUAUAGUAUUCCCAGGAUGUCUCCUCCUUCACUGUGGACAGGGGCAGAUUCAUCCCACUUGUCAAAUUGUCCUGUAGAAGAAAAGGACACAGAUAUCUUCCUCUAGAAGAGAGUGAAUUUUACAUCCUUUCU
Molecule: messenger RNA, 3306 nt
Organism: Sorex fumeus (smoky shrew)
Lineage: Eukaryota; Metazoa; Chordata; Mammalia; Eulipotyphla; Soricidae
Gene: ITPRID1
Product: ITPR interacting domain containing 1
Exons: 14
Coding region: 92-3280 (1062 amino acids)
Molecular function (GO): signaling receptor binding
Source: RefSeq, a predicted model, not a curated record